This is a messenger RNA of Pseudopodoces humilis (Tibetan ground-tit), 832 nucleotides long. The record is from RefSeq and is a predicted model, not a curated record. Lineage: Eukaryota; Metazoa; Chordata; Aves; Passeriformes; Paridae.
CGUCACGCCGACUUCCGGCGCGGUGGCUCCAAGAUGGCGGCGCUGGCGCUGAGGGGUUUGGGGCGGCGCUGCCUCCUGGCCCGGCUGGGGCCCGGUCCCACCCUGCACCAGGUGAUCCCGAUGGGAACGACGGCGCGGGAGGAAAUGCAGCGAUUUUGGGACAGGAACGAGCGCUCAGGGCGGCCCCUGUCCCCCCACGUCAGCAUCUACAAGUGGUCACUGCCCAUGGCCAUGUCCAUCACACACCGCGGCACCGGUGUCGCCCUGAGCCUCGGUGUCUCCGUGUUUUCCCUGGCCGCUCUCCUGCUCCCGGAGCACUUCCCGCAUUACCUGGCGCAGGUGCGGGCGCUGAGCCUCGGCCCCUCCCUCCUCUUCUCCGCCAAAUUCCUGCUGGUCCUUCCCGUCUGCUACCACACCUGGAACGGGAUCCGGCACCUGGCCUGGGAUCUGGGGAAGGGGCUGCGGCUGCCGCAGGUGACCCAGUCGGGGCUGCUGGUGCUGGCCCUGACCCUGCUGUCCUCCGCCGGCCUGGCCGCCCUGUGAGCCGCCAUUCCCGCCAUUCCCGCAAUUCCAGCUGCAAUUCCCGCCAUUCCCGCCAUUCCCGGAACAAUUCCCGCCAUUCCCGGAACAAUUCCCGGAACAAUUCCCACCCCUUCCGGGGAAGGUGACGCUUCCCAACCCCUCCCCCGGCCAAAAAUCAAAUCCUGGGAUGAGCGGAGCUGCCUGCCCCACCCCCCAGGCCAGCGGCGCUCCUCGUCCCCAGUGUCCCCAAAGUGUCCCCAGGUGUCCCCAGGUGUCCCCAGGUGUCCCCACGGUGUCACCGGGGUGUCCC